Messenger RNA from Acaulospora morrowiae, 418 nucleotides. NCBI's taxonomy places the organism in Eukaryota, Fungi, Glomeromycota, Glomeromycetes, Diversisporales, Acaulosporaceae. The record is from the annotation of a GenBank genome assembly.
CGACGAAGACUUACAGAAUAAGGCAUUAUAUCAUCUACAAUCAAUUCUUUGUCGGAAUGGCAAGAAUCUUACAGAUUUUCCACAUAUGCCCACUCCAACUAUAAAUCUGACAGCAUUUUGUGAUAACUACCUCAUUCAAGAAGAGCAGCAAUAUGAUAUGCUUACAUUUGCUCGGCAAGCUGAUACUCCAGAUGUUACUGCUCAACAAGAUUUUGCUAAUUGGUUAUUGCAGCUUGGAGAGGGACGUAUUCCAAUGGUUAAAAAAGGAGAAAAUAUAAUCAAGCUACCUAUAGAUAUUGUUUUACCAUCUCAGGAUAUUCAAGACCUAAUUAACUUUGUAUACGCUGAUCUUGCUGCUCUGCAUAAUAAUUUCGACUAUCUGGUAAACCGAGGAAUUCUAGCACCUAGAAAUGAUGAU